UGUCAUUCCUGUCUAAGUGUGGGGGCAUUUAUAUGGACACUCCCGGCGCAUUUCUACCGUUGUCGUCGCCUCGAUGUUCCGUGUGAAGUCCCAAGGGCGAUGACAUCGUCCCCGCGCCCCGUGUGCCGCAUGUGCGAGUGAAAGCGUGCAACGGCUUUCUAGACGACAGAUGGACAUGAACCCGGUCCGGGCCCCGCUCAGGACCCCGGGAGAUGUUCCUACAGUACUGCCGCCAAGCAGCAACAGCGCCCGGGCGUUUCCACAGAAAGAAACCAUCAAGGCACCGAAAGUCACGCCCGCGAAGGGAAGCUCAAGUGAAGGCCACAGCUCAGACGUUCCAGAGGGAAAGGUGGCUGCGAAGCUGUCGUCUGAGGAGGAGCAAGACGAGAGCAAGAAUUCGUCGGAACAGGACGACACUGAGGCGACGUCGGAGACUGCGGAUGUAAAGUUCGGAGUCAUGCUCUGCAUGAUCGUCAUCACGCUGUGCAUUCUGAUAGGCGUCGUCGUCAUUACCCUCAGCUACAGAUCACAGGAGUCUUUUCAGGUACUGACUACAAGUCCUGUUCUUCCAAAAAUUGAGGACUUCGAGGUUUCAGAGAAGCCGACGAACAAAAGCUCGCAACCCGGGGAACCGGAAGAGGGGAAGAGGAGACUGCCAUACUUGGUUAGGUUCGCCAAGCACCCUUCGGCCAACACAUUUCCCUGGAUGGAGGGCUGCUCCACUCCGGCCUGCCUCGCCAUCCGCCACAGACUGCUGGGGGCCAUUGAGCCGUUUAUGAACCCUUGCAGAAAUCUCAACUACUUUUCGUGCAGCGUCGGAGAGCGCCGAUCUCUCGUCGAUCAGGAGGAGGAGGCUGUUGACGAGGGCCCCGGGGAGGCUGCGGUGCCGGGGGCCGAGAGGCCUGUCCAGUUCUACCGUGCACCGCAUCGCCUGGUACGCGGCCGAGGGCCGAGAAUACAGGCCGAUGGGAAAUCGUUGAAAAGCAUAAUGAUCCGAACGUGCUACUUGUACAGCGAAACGUUGAGAAACUCCCUGGAUGUCUUGCCUAACGUCACGCAGUACUUCAAUCUCAAUUUCCCUAACGUUGUGUUUGAUCCGAACGAAGACCCCGUGGAGAGGAUGCUGCAGCUGUCGCUCGAGUACGGCCUGCACCCGAUCGUGUCGUUCGUGCGUCGCUUUCGCUACACCAGGGACCCGUCGGAGCCUUUCGAGCUGCAGAUCGACAUUACCGAAAGGGCAAGGCACUACUUUAAGUACUGGAACGAACAUUCAUCGGAAGGCUUCUACAACAAGACUUUGGUGCCACUUGGACAACAGCCGACAGACAAAGAUGAACUCAGCAAUGGUGACAUGCUAAUUUCAGAAAUAGUGAAGGAGGACGUUGACCCUGUCACCAACGAGACAAAUCAGGAUAUCCUCGAACAGAUGAACAUUUCUGCGUUGGCUAGUUACACCGAGGACAACAUAACUGCUGAUCGCUGGAAGCAACUCCUGGUGCAGUACGGCCGUUCGCCUUUUGAGCUGCACGACGAGGUGUACGCAAACCGCCGCGCCCUGGCAGUGUUGGGGCACUUUGCACGCACCAACGAGAGAACAUCCAUGCGCCGCAUGCUGGCCUUCCACUUAGGUCUGCUUCUUCUGGACCCGAAGGAACAAGUGAUCAAGCUGAUGAACGGACUGCGGAAAUACGAAAGCGCGAGUGCUACCCAGCUAACGAAAGAAAGUGUCUGCAAGAAAUACGCCGACGAAACAUUCCUUUUUCCUGGCGGUGUGAUGUCCAUCACUCUGCCGGAGUUUGAGAUUCCGGUUGAGCGUCUUCGCAAAGUGGGCACCAUGAUGGCGAACAUAAUGGACUCACUGGUCGCCAUUGGGCGACAACCGGUUCGUGCACGGCACAACAUCACGGAUCUGGGGCCCGCCUUCGACUACCCGGCGUCAGCAAUGAAGGCCGGCUCGGUGUACUUGCUUGACGGUGUAGACAGCACCGAAAACCAAUACCUCUACGUGUGGCUCAGGGAGCUGAGAAUCCGACACGCCCAGCCUCCGAUUAUCCAGGCCGCGCUGGAGGCCAUGAGACAUGCUGGAGACCAGCCCGUCAGGCUGUACCAGAGGUUCAGGCCGCCGUACUUCUAUGAAGACGGUCUCGGGGCCUACAACUACGCCACGCUGGGGCAGAUCCUAGCCCAGGGCGCCGUGCAAGAAUUGGCAUCGGCGACGAGCCCGGAUAUGGAAAAAGUGAAGGCCCACUGGCGCACCUUCUGGGACAAGAGGGCUGCGACCGACUUCAACGCCGCCUACUGCCUUCAGGCGAACCGACAGAAGGCGUUCAUGGAGCCACCCGUGGCCUCACUGAACGAGUCAGCGAUGGGCGGCGUUUCCCUGCAGCGGGCCAUGGGUGCCCGCCUGGCGUACUUCACCUGGCAGCGGCAGCGGGGGAGCGGCAGCGAGGGCCUGCCCAAACUAUACCUGGCGCCUAAGGUGCUCUUCUUCGUCCAGCACUGCAUCCUCGGCUGCUCCCGCAUGGGACCCAUGGGCUCCGAUACGCCAGACGACGGCUGCGCAGUGCUGAUGCGCGACUGGGGAUCGAUUGGGGAGCGCGUUUUCUGCAAGCGCGACGCGCUCAACUUGCCCCAGCAGCGAUGCCGCUACAUAUGAACGUGCGAUGCGCUGUGAAGCCGAGGGUGGGGGCGAGGCGUGUCUAACGCAGCGAGACAUUUCAUGUGUUUUGAGAAAAAAGACGCUGAAUAAUUCUCAACGACGUCUGAGUGGUCUCUCUGUUCUAGGACAAUUAUUUAAUUUUUAAGUCAUGAGUAACCAAUAUACUGAUUACAUCCCUAUUCAUGGCGAUGUAUUAUUGCGUGUAUUUCACUGAUGGCCAUUAGCGACGCAGUGAACACGUUCAUCUCAUGAAUAAUUAAACAGUCUCUACGUUUACACUAACUCUUCUAGAAAGGCUCGUCGGGCUUUUGUAGAAUGUUCCAUUGCAUCUGUUGAAACGUUUAGACAUUUGGCUCAUUCGCUGCAUCACUGUUGCUCAUUCGAAGCAAUGGGGAGCAAACGAGAACACCGCGUAGAGAAGAAGCUUUAUGCACCAAGUACCAAAUGUACUGUUUAGGCUGGAUGACUUCAUUAAAACACUUUUGUAUGUGUUA
Molecule: messenger RNA, 3153 nt
Organism: Dermacentor albipictus
Lineage: Eukaryota; Metazoa; Arthropoda; Arachnida; Ixodida; Ixodidae
Biological process (GO): proteolysis
Molecular function (GO): metalloendopeptidase activity
Source: RefSeq, a predicted model, not a curated record